Messenger RNA from Coffea arabica (coffee), 444 nucleotides. NCBI's taxonomy places the organism in Eukaryota, Viridiplantae, Streptophyta, Magnoliopsida, Gentianales, Rubiaceae. The record is from RefSeq and is a predicted model, not a curated record.
AUGGAGAUACUGGAGGCCUUGACGGCAGCCCAAAUUAAUACGUUUACGAAGGUGUUGGAAAAGGCCCAACGGAUAGAGACUGCCAGGGCACAAGUGAGAAAUUUCCACGCUAAGCGGAAAGGGGUACCUAGUGGAGGCCAAGGGUCAGUGCGGAGUGAUCGGAGCAUGCCACUUGCUAAAUCCGGUCGUGGGGCUGGAGGUGAACGGUUUUCGAGUGCGCCGAGGGGAGGUGCUCCGAGAGGAGGUGCCCAGAGUGGAGGCCAAAGUGGUAGGGGGCAAGGUAGAGGAAUUUCACAGGGAGGACAGACCUCCACUCCCCGAGUAACGUGCGAAUAUUGUGGGAAACCGAACCAUACUGAGGAUGAGUGUUGGAGAAAGGCUCGGAAGUGCCUAAGGUGUGGAUGUACGGAGCACCAAAUAGUCAAACUGCCCGUUGAUCAGUGA